Messenger RNA from Mercenaria mercenaria, 1274 nucleotides. RefSeq lists its product as uncharacterized. Bases 188 to 757 code for a protein of 189 amino acids. Gene Ontology annotation, cellular component: extracellular region. The record is from RefSeq and is a predicted model, not a curated record. The transcript has 2 exons. Gene Ontology annotation, molecular function: cytokine activity. Lineage: Eukaryota; Metazoa; Mollusca; Bivalvia; Venerida; Veneridae.
AAUGUGAUGCUGCUAGGAAGUCCAGUUCGGAUUUUUUUUACUUCUUUGGACAUUAAAUAUUGGUGACAUUGGUUUCCGAUUAUGGAACGUAGGAAGUAUAACGCCUAUAUAAAAUGGGUAUAAAUAUGAACUGCAUCUUUAUAAAACAUUGAUUGAUAGAUAUAGUUCUUACACCUGAUAACUUAAAAUGUGUUUCAGAUACUCCAACCUCAGUUUCCUUGUAUUUAUGAUUCUUCACCGACUUCACAUGCUGUUUAUUGUCGCCGACCAUUGUAAUGGACCACCUGCUAUAAGUUUUGAGGACUAUCUUGAUACAGUUUAUGCUCAAACAAACAGUGCGAGACCUGGAUGGUAUAAUUCGUUAGACGAAAGCGAGAAACGGCCUGGAACAGAAACACACAAUUUGUAUUUAUACCGAAAUGGGACAAGAUGUAACCACAGACGUCAUCACAGACAUCACAAUGAUAUCAGUUCUCUCGCCAGUUGCCCGUUUACAUUUGUAGACCAUAUAGAUGAAAACCGUUUCCCAAGACGGCUAUUACAUGCUCUCUGCUUAUGUAACCAUCCGAGAGUAUCUCCGGACAAUAGUAACAAUUACAUUUGUAAAUCUGUUGUGCAAUAUGUGAGCGUGUUCUACAAGCAUGGUUGUACUUAUAUUAGAUACUGGGAGCCUGUCCCUGUUGCUUGUAUUGCCAUUGCUAUAUCUAGAUUAGAGGCUACGUUCUCAUCAUCAACACGAAUUGUACCUGGGGAAUAAAUAUUGAAAUUACAUACAUAUUGCAAGGAAUAUUUUAAUGCUCCGUAUCAAGGCAAACGCUGUUCCAGACCGUCCACAACGUUAAAGUGUUCUUAACUUUUUUAAAUGUUUUUCUCAAAUGGGUAAUUUUAAAGAUUGUGUAGACUGCUCAACUGUAUAGGACAAAUAUGUCAAACUAUAACUAUGUUACAAUUUUUUUAUUAGAUUAUCUUGAUAUCUUUUAAAUGGUGCAUAUAUUUAUUUAAAGUCUAGCUUUUAUAGUUGUACCUUUGCAUUAUUUAAUUAUUUAAUUUAAUAUCAGUUAUAUUUUAAUGAUCUCAGACCAUUCGUAUUCUAUUUUGAAUUAUAUUAUUUAAACUUACGUAGAAACUAUCAAAUUCUCAUAUAUUUAUUCACAAAAGCAGCAGUAUUUACAUGUGUUAUUAUUCAUUUUUAAUAAACAUAAUUUUAAUUUCAAGACCGUGCCUUUUGUCUUUUAAACAAUGAUGUCUAUCAUCAUGGAGGUAAUGAGGAAAAA